AUGGGCAUCACAAAUAAAAUAAAUGAUGCUCUAGAGGACUCGGUCAUCCUUACUGAUGGUCAGGGAAACCAGAUCUUGGACACAGAGGGAACAAGAGGAUCAGCGUUUUGGAAACAAAAUGCGAGAAAGGUUUGUGCUGUGAAGGAAGGAGAUUUGCAGCAGUUACAAGGAAGCAAAAAGAGGAGACUGAGUCGGCGAGAUGAUAAUGGUCUAGAUGCGGUGUUAGAUACAAUUGAAAAGGUGGUCCUGGCAGCCCAGGGUCUUCAGGAGGUGUCGGCUACAAUUAAGGAGCUGGCAAACCUGGCAAGUUCCAACCGAAGAACAACAGUGUCCUUGACAGAGGCUGAAGCAGCAGCUAUCAGAGAUGCCUUUGCCUGUGUUGUCUGCAAGGGUCCAGUGGUUGAGCCAAUGGUUUCAUCAUGCUGCCAUAGCAUUGUUGGCUGCCAGAGAUGUGUUGAACAAUGGCAGGAAAAUUCUGCAUUUUGCCCAAAAUGCAGAGCAGAUGAUUUUGACAUCAAUACACAAAAACUCACCGGACUGUCAGAUGCACUGGCUGCACUGGGAAACAUACUGUGCCAGUAAAACUGGACAAUAUGUAGUUUUGCUCAUGCUGUUCUGCAUUGUUCAGCUUUUGUUCUCUUGAUAUGUUUUAACAUAUGCAUAAGCACUUUUGACUUUAAAAAAUAUUUGUGCAUCUUCAUAGUGUUAUUUGGGCAAAAUCAUCUUUCAGUGUUGUAAGA
Myripristis murdjan (pinecone soldierfish) is the source of this 740-nucleotide messenger RNA. Its product is annotated as RING finger protein 141-like. The transcript has 4 exons. Lineage: Eukaryota; Metazoa; Chordata; Actinopteri; Holocentriformes; Holocentridae. The record is from RefSeq and is a predicted model, not a curated record. Bases 1 to 582 code for a protein of 193 amino acids.